AUGGCCGCCUCGGCCUCGCCCUCGCCGGAGCAGCUCGCAUCGCCGAGUACCUCCACCGCCGAGCUCUCUGUAACCUCCUCUGUUGCCGCGGCCUCCCCUCCUCUCCACUCCUCCCCGGCACUCGUUCUACCUCAGAACGGGACAGACUCGUCCCUACGAACUCAACGGUGGCCUCGCCUUAGCCGGAGCCCUCCCGUGGCCGCGGGCCUCCCUCAACGGCCGCCGCGCCUUGGCUCUCUGCCUUCGCCGUGCGCCGCCAUCCCGUCCCUCCCCGGGGCCGGCCGACCCCCUGGACGGACGCGCCACGCCGGGCCUCGUCCGCUGGUGCCCGCGCCCUGGCCGGAGCUGGCCUGGACGGCCGCCCCAGCAACGGCAGCGCCCUGUCCUCCUCCUCUGCUUCCUGUCGUGGCCAGGCACGGGAGGAAGAAGAAGACAGGGGGAGGAGAGAGAAGGAUAAGGUGGGCCACGCGUGUCAUCCUCUGCCCGUUGACCCGCCACUGCCACGUCACGGACCCGUUGGUGAUAAAUGUUUCACAGAUUGGUCCCUGUUCUUCCAACCUUCACAACUUUUCAACCGUAACUCUGAUUGAGCCCCUCCGAGAACGUACCGUCCGACGGUUCGUUCCGCAGCUUCACCGCACUUCUUCCUGGAGUCUUCGUCACCCCAAGAAAGCCACAAUACCCACUUGCAUGAUAGUCAUGCAGUAGCCAUGGUUUUCAACUUGAAUAUUUAUUAAAUGUUUGCUUGCUUAAACUAUGGUUAUAGUUGUUUCGGUAAUGCUUAUGGGUUCAUGCUUACUUUCUUGCUAUGUUGUUAUGAACCCGGUUGGCAUGCCCUACUAGUUGCUAGUAUUCUUUUCAUAUGCUUAUGCUUGCUAGUAGUAUAUGUUGAUGUUGGUAAUGGUCUUCGAUGCAUGACUGUCGUCUGCCCCGAGUACUGUUGUUAUGCAUGUUCCAUUGCAUCCAGUUGGUUAAAUGCU
Triticum dicoccoides is the source of this 980-nucleotide messenger RNA. Its product is annotated as formin-like protein 6. The transcript is spliced from 4 exons. The record is from RefSeq and is a predicted model, not a curated record. Bases 1 to 708 code for a protein of 235 amino acids. NCBI's taxonomy places the organism in Eukaryota, Viridiplantae, Streptophyta, Magnoliopsida, Poales, Poaceae.